AAAUGAUGGAUAUGAAUAGAGAAUUUAGAUAUGUUCCGAAGCUGAAAGAGUCUGAAAACCCGCAACAUUUUUUUCAGUACGGAAGACCUUUGUGGGGUGCACUACUAUCACCUUCUGAUAAAGUUGAAGGAUUCAAACCGGAACGUAUUAUAGAAUUAGCCGUAGACAAGCUUAUUGGUGGCAAGUCUUUCAUUCAUUGGAAAAAACAAUCCCAAAACAACAUUAGUAUUACUGAAACUUUAGCUAUUUUUGGGCCCCGUUUAUGCAUUGACAUAGUGCCACAAUCUAGAUACGCAUCUCAUUUGGUAGCAGGCUAUAUGCACCUUUGUCUUAAUAUUUCAGAUGAUCGUGAAUACGUUGUUACGUCGAUGCCUACUGAACCCGUGCUGGCAGAGGCUAGUGCUCGAAUAAUGAAUGAUCCAACUGUCCAUCUCACAGAACUUAUUAAUCAGCUCUCUUCAGCGCUCAAGAAAGGUGUAGUAGAAGCCGGUUAUCGUGGAGAACUUACUGCCAGACUAUUGCUUCUUAAAGCCUGGGAUAAUUGCAUUCAAAAGAAACAUCCAGGCGAUGAUUACCCACUCUCUGCAACAGCAAAGCUGUCACCAUCAUAUAUAGACAUUGAGGAACUUCCGCAUAUGCCGUUUUUGUCGUUGUAUUUGCAAUUAGGCGCAACAGGAGAGUUUGUUGACGUCCCAACAGAGUUUAUUCAAACACGUCAAGUCAAGUUAUGUAAACGUAAAAUCGAAGGAGUGUUGGAAGAUUAUCAAGCAAGUGAUACCGAAACGAGAAGUGAAUUUGUCAAGAAGAUUAGAAUCGACGGCGAUAAGGAUAUCUCAAAUGCCGAAGUUACAGCGUUCAGGGAGCAUUUUCAGACGCCACUUGCAUUAUUUGGAUUAUCUCCGAACAUCUACAGUUGUUUAGAGCACUCUACACCAGUUUCUGCAACCUCACCACCAACUAUCGCUAAUGAUCUUGCAAAUAACUUUAAACAAUUGUUGACUGCUUGGGUUGACCCUACAUUAGGGGAACAUCCAGAAGAAAUGACAAUAAUUAAAC
Racocetra fulgida is the source of this 1056-nucleotide messenger RNA. Lineage: Eukaryota; Fungi; Glomeromycota; Glomeromycetes; Diversisporales; Gigasporaceae. The record is from the annotation of a GenBank genome assembly.